Helobdella robusta is the source of this 1722-nucleotide messenger RNA. RefSeq lists its product as hypothetical. Lineage: Eukaryota; Metazoa; Annelida; Clitellata; Rhynchobdellida; Glossiphoniidae. The transcript is spliced from 4 exons. The coding region runs from base 1 to 1722 and encodes 573 amino acids. The record is from RefSeq and is a predicted model, not a curated record.
AUGGAAACCAAUUUUUCAGAAGUCGAGGAUAAUGUUGUUGAACGAGAACAAAAAAAAACUGAAAAUUGUGAGCGAGAAGAUUUUGAUGGCAACGAAAAAUUAGUGCACGACAGUUUGAAAGUGUUUUUGAUGUGGCUGAAGAUUGUUGGAAUGUAUUUUGAUAUCACAAAUGAAGAAGGAGAUGAUUCUCGCGCAACAAACGUGGUUGCACUUAACAAUGGGACAAGUACUGACGUUUCAAUAGUAAAUUUGGAAAAGGAUGCUGACAUGGAAGAUAAAGCGAUUAAAUUAGAAAGAUAUAAAAACUCAACACAGAAUAAAAACAAACAAAAUGCAGCUAGACCGAAAAAAUUGUUUUUAAAAAUGUUUUACCCUACCGUGGUUUUGAUAUGGAAUUGGUUUAAUUGCAUCAGAUUGUUCACUUUAUUCAAGCAAGGAGAGAAACUGAACUCAGACUUCAUUUUCAAAUUAAUUAUUCUCAUAUAUAUUUUCAUCACCGCGAGCUAUCAAACCGCGUUCUAUUAUGCUUGUUAUAACGGGAAAAUUGACAAAAUAUUUGCCGGACUGUCGCAAGCAAAAGGAGUCAGUUGCAAGUACUUGCGCAAAAGUGCCACCGCUCUGACGGUUGGUUCCAUUUGUUUCUCCAUUAUCGCUUCGGGUCUGCUGAUUUUCGGAACCUUUAAAAUAACUUGGAUGUUCCAAAAGAUGGUUGCCCCUUUUUAUUCUUGGAUUGAAAUCGAUGAUUGGAAACUGGAUAUUGCCCUCAAAAUAUUUAUCACGGUGUUUUUUGUAUUUGAGCCACCAGCUGCUGUAUCUGCUAUAUCCUUCACUAUGUUGGUAUCACUUACAAUGAGGAAAUGUUUCAGAGAUUUGGAAAGCGAUUUAAAACAAUCGAUUAUCACGAUUCCUGGUGUUUACAGCAAACUGGAAAAGAAGAAGAAGUUUUCAUCACUGACUUUUAAAUCAAAUUCGGUUGUUCCAAGUGCAUAUACACGAGAAAAUGGAGUAAUGAGAGUUAACGAGGCUACAGAAACCAAACCAAAUUUUUCAUCCGGUAAAGAUGAGAUGAAAGACAGGAGUCUUAUUUUGCGAUCAAGAACUUCCAACUGCAAACUGACAAAAAAGUUUUGUGAAGAUGUUAUUCUGAACGCACACAUUCAGGACCACGAAAAUAAAAUAUUCCUAACCAACUCGAUUGAAUAUUUUCGUCAAAGAUACCAGUCAACAGCAAGGUUGGUUAAAAAAGCCGACAGCUUCAUUUGCAUUUGCAUUGGAAUAGGAAUAACGGGAUUUCUUCUGGAAGCCAUCAUGGUUUUUUACACUCUCAUCUUGCGCACGUGCCUUUUUGAAAACUAUGCAACCAUCGUUAUUAUCAUGGCUUUCUGGACUAUUGUGAGCAUCUCGAUCUUGAUCUAUAUCUCUGCAGCAGGAGUUCUUGUCAAUAAUUCUGCAAACAAGGUGCUUGAGAAGUUGCACGAUAUAGAUUUGUUGAAGUAUCCGGCUGAGGUUGGACACAACCUGCUCGUCUUCAUCAGCAGAUCGAAUACACAGGAGGGGAUGGGCUUCACCGUUUUCCGCAUCUUCAUGAUCGACAAAAACACAAUUAUGACCUGUUAUUUAUCGUGGAAUGCACAAAUGCUUUCUAAGAAUCGAAAUCUCAAAUUUUUAUCAUUGAAUUAUAAAAAAUACAGAAAAGCCGAAAUAAACAAAAUGCUAGAAUAG